Haliotis rubra (blacklip abalone) is the source of this 1732-nucleotide messenger RNA. Its product is annotated as collagen alpha-1(XIV) chain-like. Bases 104 to 1084 code for a protein of 326 amino acids. The transcript has 5 exons. The record is from RefSeq and is a predicted model, not a curated record. Lineage: Eukaryota; Metazoa; Mollusca; Gastropoda; Lepetellida; Haliotidae.
CUGGGUUUAUAAUUCAAGGCCUGUCCCCAGCCAGGCAAUACGACAUUGACAACCAGCAUGUGAAGUUCUACAGUGGACGAGCUUCCAAACCAUUAUUGGCACCAUGAUUCCAUUGUUGGCAGCGUCGUUUUUUCUAAGCUCCAUGACAGGAAGAACGUUGAUGGCGGGGGCGGCCACAGAUUGUGGAUCUCAUAAGCGGGAUGUCCUUUUCAUGGUCGACAAUACAAGCAUGAACAGAUCGGAGUUCGCCCUCUUGAAACAGGCGUUGGCUGAUAUAGUUGAUACCUUCACGAUCAGCCCCGAUAACUUCCGGGUUAGUGUUACCACGUAUCCUGACGUAGUAUUCCUCCUAUGGACUUCGUACCUGAAUAACAAAUCAGAAUUAAAGCAAGGUAUUUUGAAUCUUGCCCUAAAAUCACAAAAUCCUCCCUUAUCCCCAAAGAAUGCAAUUGAUAUGGCAAGAUUUUAUGUGUUUGGAGGAGGAGAUCGAGCUGAUGCGUCUAAUGUGGUUCUUCUAUUCGCCGGCAAUGAGCUGUACGUAACGGAUGAGGAUGUUUCGAAAAGCAACGAUUUGAAAGAGGACAAGAAGGUGGAAUGGUUUUGUCUCGGAGUGAAGAAUGCGAAUGUUUCUCAGCUGAAUCAGUUUGCAAGCCUUCCAUCAUCCGAUCACGUGUUCUUCUCUGACACUUAUUCCGACCUUGGGACCCUGGUUCCGGAACUUGCACAGAUUGCAUGUGACAAGUGUAGCAUGACGCCAUGUCAGGGGAGUCAGAUCUGUGACCUAUCGACGAACACGUGCAUCGAUCAAACCCCACAGGUUACAGCCCCUAGGAAGGAGUGUCCCAUGAAUCUUUACGAGCGACAGUCUUAUCGAAUCAGUGGGUGCCCCGUCGUCAUGACAACCUUUGCGGAGUCACCUAUUGUUUGCGCUGUUCACUGCCGUUCGACUGAAGGAUGCACGAAUUUCAAUAUGGCGCGGGAAGCAGACAUCUUGAACAAUUGCCAAUUGCUGACAUGCACGGAUACAGACAUGUUGACCGAAUCUGGAGAUCAUGACUUCUACAUACCGACUUGUGUUCCAUGACGUCACAGUCCAUUAAUGUUACCAAAAUAUGGUAUUGUUUGUGUCAUUAACAGUAUAAUGGCAGGUCUAUAAAAUUAAUAUUGUUCGUCAAGUGAUUUAUUUAUCCUUCUGAGACGCUGCUAGAGAUCAAACGCUCUUGCCUGAUCUUUAUACUGCAAAAAUGUACCCUUGGUUGACCACACGAAGCAUUCGUAGCUACUCGUGUCAUUCCGGCAAGCCGGAUGGCGUCUUCUUGUAGGUCACGGAAAGAGGCGAGUAGUUACAAGUGGUCACGAAGCUGUUCAGUUACCUUUCCGUGAUCUCAAGCGUGCUCGUGCUUUAACUAUGACACUUGAAGGAAAACUGUUCUUUAGUACACUUGACACGGACAGAGCAAACGCUGUAUAUAUUUUUCCUAAUGAUGCUUUUCAAUAUGACAAACGAGUAACAACUUGUGCCAAGAUCUAUCAUGUUGCACUUACAACAGGGCGGGGUCGGCAGGUGACACUGAACCGAGAGAAUCAGUCCUACAGUUGGUUAGGUUAUAACAUUGAACCGAGAAAAUCAUUCCUACGGUCGGUUAGGUUAUAACAUUGAACCGAGAGAAUCAGUCCUACGGUCGAUUAGGUUAUAAGAUUGAACAGAGAGAAUCAGUCCUACGGUCGGUUA